Messenger RNA from Phytomonas sp. Hart1, 1975 nucleotides. Lineage: Eukaryota; Euglenozoa; Kinetoplastea; Trypanosomatida; Trypanosomatidae. The record is from the annotation of a GenBank genome assembly.
GUACUCUAGGGAGCAUUUACUUUGAGAUAGCUUGGUGCUAUUAUCAACAAUAUGUAAAAACAUGAUUUGCCUGAUGCUACUGCGUAUCGUGGCAUCAGUUUAUUAUUUUAAUUAUCAAGUCACUGAUAAUAUGAUGAUAUAUUAGUUUUGGGGUAUCUAGGCGAAUACACAAAUGUUUUUGGAUCAUAAAAUAUGCCGUCUAUCACCUUGGCAUUUCACUGCGUGUGAAUAUCUCUUUUCUACGUCCGUAUAGCAUCGCGUAUUGGCUCAUCCUUUCUCCAUUGGAUCAUCGCUUUUUGUUUAAUGGGCGGGAACCAUAACAAUCUGGGAGUUUACUUAACUGUGCUUACCAUUAUGUUUGACUUUUUAAACACACCCCGAAAUAACUAGAAAAAUUGCAACACUUCUUCUUUGGUGAAAGAACUCCUUGGAUAGAACCCGCCCUAUCAGUUCAGCUGAGCCUCCAGUGUGAUGCACCUUCUGGUAAGGAUUUGCUCCUUUCAAUUAAAGCGAUCAUGCUGAGUCGGUUCUCAGUGAAAUGGCAGCAUACUAAAGAAUGAGACGUCAAUAAAAAUUUACUUAUUGCUUUGUUGACCUGCCUAGAUCCAUUGACGCCCUGCUAAAAGCAUUGUUUGUUUCCCCCCAAAAAAACGAGAAAGUAUAUUUCCUAGACUUCAUCCUGUUUAAAAUUAUAGUUUUUUUUUUGGACUCCUUUCAUGUUAGAGGCAAAAUUCACCUCAUUUGUCUCUCUCAGACUGAAACUCACUUCUUCUUCUAGCGUCAAUCUAAAGAACAUUCACAAAAAGCGUUAAUACACGUGGUUUCAUUAACCCUACAUACCAUUUCUACUCCUUCUAUAGUCAUUGAAAGUUGUACUCUGUACCAUAGAACAGUUAAAUGGAUGCUUUAUGAAGCCCUCACGCGAAUCAUUUCUGACAUGUGUUUGCGGAUUGGCACACCACUUACCGUCAAACGGGUCUCGUUUCUUCUGUGUAAUUUAAUCGAUGACGAUCUCGUAGAUGCGCUGUGCCUGCGUAUGCUUCAUGACGGAAUACUGGUCAAAUGCACCGAGGAGACCUUCACGACCCGUAACAUGGCGAAAAUUUCGGUUCUGAACUCCUUGAUCACCGAGGAGUACCAACACCUAGGGAUGAUACUGAUGCAGGUGAAUGAAAGAAGUUGGGUUCGUUACAUCCCGCUCACCGCUGAGCACCGUUUCUUUGAGCUGAGGCCUUCCAGUAUUGGAGCCGAUGCGGGUCUUGGCCUCUUCCUCCGUAGCAGCCGUCGCAUCCCUCAAGGCUGUGUCUUAUGCGAAUACCGUGGGAGAUUGCUCAAGGCGUUGCCACGGACCGCGGAGAAUGGGACGUAUGUGGUGCGGGUGCGGAAUACCGCCUCUUAUCUCGACGGGGUUACUGAGGACGGCUUGCAGCAUCUUUCCCUCGCGACCUUUAUCAACGACAACGGGCCUUUACGAGCAAACGCCGCCAUGACGGAGUACAACAGACAUCCAGGGCGUGUUUUCGUCGUGGCCAAUAGAGACAUUCAGCCAAGGGAAGAGAUCUUUGUUGUGUAUGGGGCCACGUACUGGGGAUUCACGUCGUAUGCCGAGCUUAAGAAAGCGGAAGCGAAACGCAGUAAACGGAGACGUACUCCUGUUGAGGAUGACGCAAUGAGUUGCCAUAAUCUGAUCAUGCCCUGUCGCAGAUGCGGGGACAACAUCGUAAGGCGUUCUUUGCAUCUGCACAGCGAACACUGUGGGGAUUCUCUUAUAAAUAAAAAGCUUUUACAUUUAGAUUGUCUACCUUUUCACGACUUUACGGCUGCGGAUGUAUCGUUUAAAGUUCUAUAUGAGCACAGAAAAAAGGCAUUGCAGCGUGCUAAGUCCUUUGUAAAUCUGUCCGAACCCCAGACAUUUUCUCACACUCAUGAAGAUGCUGUGGGUAAUUUGGAAUUUACGUUUAAAGAAAGUGUGUAG